CGUGAAUCUCAUGUCAUGUCUAAUUCUCCGGUGUUUUCAAUGUUAAAUGUUGGUUUGGUUUCUUUGCCACUUUCAGGUUGUGGUGGGACUUUAACAGCAAGUUCUGGUAUCUUCAUGUCUCCCAACUAUCCUAUGCCAUAUUAUCACAGUUCAGAGUGCUACUGGUUGCUCAGAGGAAGCCAAGGAACCCCAUUUGAAAUCCACUUUGAACAAUUUCAUCUAGAGUAUCACCCAAAGUGCAACUAUGAUUACCUUGCUGUGUAUGAUGGCAACAGCAGCAAUGCUAAACAACUUGGUAAAUUUUGUGGGAAUCAGAUACCACAGCUCAUCAAUUCAAGUGGAGACAGUGUGUACAUAAAACUGAGGACAGAUAGCAGUGUGCAUGGUGGAGGUUUUUUAGCUAACUACAAACAAGUUUGCCACGAAGUUCUCACUGUUAACCGAAGCUAUGGCAUAUUGGAAAGUUUAAAUUAUCCAAAUAAUUACCCAUUGAGGGAGCACUGCAGCUGGACUAUUCAAGCCACAAAGGGGAAUACACUCAGCUAUAGCUUCACAGCCUUUGAUGUAGAAGAUGGAUCUAACUGUGACCGUGACUACUUGAAGGAUGCCAGCACACAAUCCCUGUGCUCUACUUAGGUUUUGCACAAGAGGAAUUGAAAUGUAGAGACGUGUUAGAGAAGGCUACUUACAGCCAAGGACAGGAAGAGGAACAGUGCCCACAUUUAUGGAGUUACUUAGUACGCUGGACUGGUGCAGAAGGCCAAACAACAGGCCUGGUGUUGGGCUAAUGUACUCCCUCUAGACUUCUUCCUUCACUCCCCAUACCUCCUUAUGCCAGCUUUCACAGCUCAAAAAUCAGUAACAAACUGGCAAAAAAAAGUGGAGUUCUUCCAGAUUUAUUCUGGUUCUGGCUAGAAAUUGAAAGAAAUAAUAGACAUGCAAAGAAAAUAAACAAGGGAGCACUGUAUUUGUAUUGAAAGCUAGCAGAAGUUAAACUUUGGCUCAGUUUUGCAAGUGAAAAUGAAAAAGCGGAGCCAAACGGAGAGGGCAGUGCUAGUCUCUAGAUGCCUAAGCCCUUGAUCCGUGAAAGGCAGGAGCCCUGCACACAGUAGCCAGCCAGUGAAGAGCAACAGAUUUGCCAGAAGACACUAUUCUAGAUGUAAGUCAAGGCUGGAGGAAUAGUGCCAGAGGCAAGGACCUGAUCCAAAGUACUUAAAAGAACAGAAAUAAAACAUAUCAGAGGGAGGGAGUAGACGGAGGGCAGACAAGUACUUGUAUUCUUUGUUCUAACAAUUCUUCAUUGCUUCCAAUCAAAGAAAAUACAGACUGAAAGAGGUAUAAAGAGGAAAAAGCAAGGGAAAAACAGUCAUGGAAGAGUGUUAAGAAGGCUUUAAUUUGCAAUUCAUGUCACAUUAUUUGCAGAAGUCCUUCUCUAAGUGCCAUUAAGAAAUACUACUUGGAAAAAUGUUCUCAUUUGGUUCUUGCGUGCUGGACAAAUAUGUGCCAUAGUGUUUAAAAAAAAAAA
Meleagris gallopavo (turkey) is the source of this 1525-nucleotide messenger RNA. The record is from RefSeq and is a predicted model, not a curated record. Lineage: Eukaryota; Metazoa; Chordata; Aves; Galliformes; Phasianidae.